This is a messenger RNA of Alligator mississippiensis (American alligator), 8160 nucleotides long. It is a transcript of the gene MED1, whose product is annotated as mediator complex subunit 1. NCBI's taxonomy places the organism in Eukaryota, Metazoa, Chordata, Crocodylia, Alligatoridae. Gene Ontology annotation, biological process: regulation of transcription by RNA polymerase II; cellular response to thyroid hormone stimulus. Gene Ontology annotation, molecular function: nuclear retinoic acid receptor binding; transcription coregulator activity; nuclear thyroid hormone receptor binding. The record is from RefSeq and is a predicted model, not a curated record. Gene Ontology annotation, cellular component: mediator complex. Bases 170 to 4918 code for a protein of 1582 amino acids. The transcript has 17 exons.
GAUUAGCUAUGGCCGUUGGGAUGGCGGCAGCGGCCGCGGACUGAGGCUUCUCCCGUGCGGGGGGGGGGCCUGGCCGCGGGGAGCCGCUCGACGCGAGUAGGCACCUGCGGCCUGCCCCGGGGCCCGCCCCUCCUCCCUUCCCCAUCGCCGUCCUGCGCCCGCCUGCAGGAUGAAGGCGGCUCAGGGGGGCGCUGAGGAAGCAGAGAAGCUGAACAAGAUGAGUUCUCUCUUGGAAAGACUUCAUGCAAAGUUUAACCAGAACAGACCUUGGACUGAAACUGUGAAGCUUGUCCGUCAAGUCAUGGAAAAACGUGUUGUGAUGAACUCCGGAGGGCAUCAACAUCUGGUGAGCUGUUUGGAGACUUUGCAGAAGGCAUUGAAAGUAUCAUCCCUUCCCGCCAUGACAGAUCGCUUGGAAUCUAUAGCUAGACAGAAUGGCCUUGGAUCUCACCUUAGUGCAAAUGGCACUGAAUGUUACAUCACUUCAGACAUGUUCUAUGUGGAAGUCCACUUAGAUUCUACAGGGCUGCUGUGUGAUGUCAAGGUGGCUCACCAUGGAGAAAAUCCUGUGAGCUGUCCAGAGCUGGUGCAACAUCUGAGAGAGAAAAACUUUGAUGAAUUCUCUAAGCAUCUGAAAGGACUUGUGAACCUGUAUAAAUUGCCAGGAGACAACAAGCUUAAAACUAAAAUGUACUUGGCUCUACAGUCCUUGGAGCUGGAUCUCAUUAAGAUGGCAUCAAUGUAUUGGCAAGCUACCAACGCAAGUCCCCUUGACAAGAUUUUGCAUGGCAGUGUUGGGUAUCUCACCCCACGAAGUGGAGGUCAUCUUAUGAACCUCAAGUAUUACAUUUCCCCAUAUGAUCUGUUUGAAGAUGGUACCAGGGCCCCCAUUGCUCUACAUGAUAACAAUGUUCCUCGGUCUUUAGGCUUGAAUGUAUCAGUAACAAUCGAAGGAACCUUAGCGAUGUACAAACUCCCCAUUGCACCAUUAAUUAUGGGGUCCCAUCCUGUUGACAACAAAGGGACUCCAUCCUUUUCAUCAGUCACCAGUGCCAACAGUGUUGAUUUGCCAGCAUGCUUCUUCUUGAAGUUCCCACGACCUAUUCCAGUAUCCCAAGCUUUCAUUCAGAAACUUCAGAGCUGCACAGGAAUUCCAUUGUUUGACACCCCACCAGCAUUUGUCCCCCUGUAUGAGCUGAUUACACAAUUUGAGUUAUCCAAGGAGACAGAUUCUGUACCUUUAAACCACAACAUGCGCUUCUAUGCAGCUCUUCCAGGGCAGCAGCACUGCUAUUUCCUGAACAAGGAUGCUCCUCUACCAGAUGGCAGAAGUCUACAAGGAACCCUCAUUAGUAAAAUUGCCUUCCAACAUCCUGGCAGGGUCCCCCUCAUCCUCAAUUUGAUCAGGCAUCAAGUGGCCUACAACACGCUGAUUGGUAGUUGUGUCAAGCGAACUGUUUUAAAAGAAGAUUCUCCUGGGAUCCUGCAAUUUGAAGUGUGUCCUCUUUCUGAUUCCUGUUUCAGUGUAUCCUUUCAGCAUCCUGUGAAUGAUUCCCUUGUGUGUGUGGUAAUGGAUGUGCAGGAUUCCACACAUGUGAACUGUAAACUAUAUAAAGGGCUCUCUGAUGCUCUCAUCUGUACAGAUGACUUCAUUGCCAAAGUUGUUCAAAGAUGUAUGUCCAUUCCUGUGACCAUGAGAGCUAUUCGUAGGAAAGCAGAAACCAUUCAGGCAGAUACUCCCGCCCUGUCCCUCAUUGCAGAGACAGUAGAAGAUAUGGUGAAGAAAAACCUUCCCCCAGCCAGCAGCCCCGGGUAUGGCAUGACCACAGGCAGCAACCCAAUGAGUGGUACCACCACACCAACAAACACUUUUCCUGGGGGGCCCAUCACUACCUUGUUUAAUAUGAGCAUGAGCAUGAAAGAGAGGCAUGACUCAGUGGGCCAUGGGGAGGACUUCAGCAAAGUGUCUCAGAACCCAAUUCUCACUAGUUUGUUGCAGAUCACAGGGAAUGUGGGCUCUGCCAUUGGCUCAAGUCCAACCCCUCCCCAUCACACACCACCACCAGUAUCCUCACCAGCAAGCAACACCAAGAACCACCCCAUGCUCAUGAACCUUCUUAAAGACAAUCCCCCUCAGGAUUUCUCCACUCUGUAUGGGAGCAGCCCUCUCGAAAGGCAGAACUCGUCUUCUGGCUCCCCCAGAAUGGAAAUGGGCCCUGGGGGGAAUAAGCAAAAGAAAAAAAAAUCACGCAUACCGGCAGACAAGCCCAAGCAUCAGACUGAGGAUGAUUUUCAGAGAGAACUGUUUUCAAUGGACGUUGAUUCUCAGAACCCAAUUUUUGAUGUCAACAUGACCGCAGAUACACUGGAUACCCCUCAUAUUACUCCAGCGCCCAGUCAGUGUAGCACUCCACCUACUACAUACCCACAGUCUAUACCUCACCCACAGCCCAGUAUUCAGAGGAUGGUUCGGCUUUCCAGUUCAGACAGCAUUGGAGCUGAUGUUACUGAUAUCCUUUCAGAUAUAGCAGAGGAGGCUUCCAAGCUACCCAGUACUAAUGAUGACUGUCCGCCCAUCGGUACUCCAGUAAGAGACUCUUCUAGUUCAGGACAUUCACAAAGUGCCCUCUUUGACCCAGAUGUGUUUCAGACAAACAAUAGUGAGAACCCAUACACUGAUCCAGCAGACCUUAUAGCAGAUGCUGCCGUGAGCCCCAACAGUGAUUCUUCAAAUCAUUUUUUCCCAGAUGGAGUAGAUUUCAAUCCUGACUUACUGAACAGUCAGAGUCAAAGUGGUUUUGGGGAGGAGUACUUUGAUGAGAGCAGCCAGAGUGGAGAUGCUGAUGAUUUUAAGGGCUAUGCACCCCAGCCUCUAAGUACUUUAGGAGUGCAAGUGUUGGGGGGUGAUGGAGGAGAAAAUAAAUUUAAAGGAAGCAGUCAGGCAGACACAGUUGACUUUAGUAUUAUUGCAUCUGCGAGCAAAGCACUGGGGUCCUCUGACAUUAUGGAGCAUCACAGUGGAAGCCAGAGCCCUUUAUUAAGCACAGGAGAUUUGGGAAAGGAAAAGCCUCAGAAACGGGUAAAGGAAGGCAAUGGUUCUGGGAGUAGCUUAUCAGGGCCUGGGCUAGAUGGUAAGCCAGGAAAACGCAGCCGGACCCCCUCUAGUGAUGGUAAAAGUAAAGAAAAGCUUCCAAAACGGAAGAAGGCAGACACAGAAGGGAAGUCUCCAUCUCACAGUACAUCUAACAGGCCUUUCACUCCACCAGCAAGCACAGGUGGGUCAAAAUCUCCUGGAAGUUCAGGCAGAUCCCAGACUCCCCCUGGGGUAGCUACUCCUCCUAUUCCAAAAAUCACAAUUCAGAUCCCAAAAGGGACAGUGACUGUUGGCAAACCUUCUUCGCAUGGACAGUAUACAAGUAGUGGCUCAGUCUCCUCCUCGAGCAGCAAAAGCCAUCAUAGCCAUUCCUCCUCUUCUUCCUCCUCCUCUUCUUCCACCUCAGGCAAAAUAAAAAGCAGCAAAUCUGAAGGGUCUUCUGGCUCAAAGAUGAGCAGCAGCCUCUACUCAAGCCAGGGUGGCUCUGGUUCAGGACAGUCGAAAAGCUCAGCUCAGUCCGUGGGAAAGCCUGGAUCCUCUCCCAUCACCAAACAUGGCCUCAGCAGCAGUUCUGGAGGUACUAAGAUGAAACCUCAAGGAAAACCUUCAUCGCUUAUGAACCCUUCAAUGAGUAAACCAAACAUUUCUCCUUCUCAUUCUAGACCUUCAGGGGGUUCUGACAAGCUUGCCUCUCCAAUGAAACCUGUUCCUGGUACUCCCCCAUCAUCGAAAGCAAAAUCACCUAUCAGUUCAGGUUCUGGAGGUUCGCAUAUGUCUGGGACGGGAUCAAGCUCAAGUAUGAAGUCUUCUUCAGGAAUGGGUUCCUCUGGAUCCAUGUCCCAGAAACCACCACCUUCAUCAAACUCUUCAACAGCAUCUUCAUCUUCCUUUUCAUCGAGUGGUUCUUCCAUGUCUUCAUCUCAAAACCAGCAUGGAAGCUCCAAAGGCAAAUCUCCCAGCAGAAACAAGAAGCCAUCUCUGACUGCAGUCAUAGAUAAACUUAAACAUGGGGUUGUCACUAGUGGGCCUGGUGGUGAAGAUCCAAUGGAUGGACAGAUGGGGCCGAGUUCCAAUUCCUCAAGCCAUACUAUGUCCUCCAAACACAACAUGUCUGGAGGCGAGUUCCAGGGGAAGCGGGAGAAAAGUGACAAAGACAAAUCUAAAGUCUCUGUUUCCGGAGGAUCUGUUGACUCUUCCAAAAAGACUUCAGAUUCCAAAAAUGUUGGAAGCACUGGUGUGGCCAAGAUUAUCAUCAGCAAACAUGAUGGUGGCUCCCCUAGCAUUAAAGCCAAAGUAACCUUGCAGAAACCCGGGGAAGGUGGUGGGGAUAGCUUGCGGCCUCAGAUGGCCUCUUCCAAAAGCUAUGGCUCCCCUUUGAUCAGUGGGUCUACUCCAAAGCAUGAACGUUGCUCACCCAGCCACAGUAAGUCACCAGCAUAUACUCCCCAAAACAUAGACAGUGAGAGCGAGUCUGGCUCCUCCAUAGCAGAGAAAUCCUAUCAGAACAGCCCCAGCUCUGAUGAUGGAAUUAGGCCUCUGCCAGAAUAUAGCUCAGAAAAGCAUAAGAAGCACAAAAAAGAGAAGAAGAAAGUGAAAGACAAAGAUCGUGACAGAGAGAGGGAUCGUGACAAGGACAGAGACAAGAAGAAGUCUCAUAGCAUUAAACCAGAAAGCUGGUCUAAAUCACCUAUUUCUUCUGACCAGUCUCUGUCCAUGACGAGCAGUGGUAUUCUGUCAGCUGAUAGGCCAUCUCGGCCAAGCCCCGAUUUCUUGAUUGGGGAGGAAGAUGAUGACCUCAUGGAUGUUGCUCUAAUUGGCAAUUAAUUUUUUUUUAAUUUAAAAGAUGAGGUGUGUACAGCACUGACUGGGUUCUAAAGAUGGAAAACAAAGAACCAUUCAUUUCAGACCUACCACGCUUACCUUAAAAGACAAUGUUAUAAACAGCAAAAAGUAUUGCUGAGGAUAUCAAAAACCUGAACAGAACACCUGUGACUGCUGAUCUGUGAUGGUGAAUGGCAUCUCAGAUGGCAAACCACUUUCCUGACUGUGGCCUUGAUCCUGCAGACACUUACAUUUAUGCUUAAUUUUACAUGUGUUAAUAGUCCCCAUGACAGUUAAUGGGUACAAAAUAAGUAUGCAUGUAAGUGCAAGAGCAGACCCUAAAUUGGUGCAAACACAAAAACCUAGGUUAUUCUGGGAGAAUCAUAUUUCUACUGCCCCCCUUUUCCCCUUUCAUCAUAAGUUUAUUUUUAGGAAGUUUUAAGAUAAUUAUUUUAAGGCAUAUUUUAAUAAUUGGGGCUUGGUUUUUUCUGUUAUUGUGGGAUGCUUUCAGGAAAAAAAUGCUUUUUAAAUUUUUUUAUUUUUUUUUUACUUCAUCAUUCAGUCUCUGAUUCUUUGAGGUGCUGAGGUCCUUCAUGUUCCUCUAGUAUCAGCAUCAAGGCAAAAUCAGACACUAUGUUCUGAUGAACAGUAAGAUUUUAUUCCGGGUUGAAUUGAUGAAGGAUAUUUGUCUAUGUUGGAUUUCCUUUUUGUUUUAGCUAUUUAUUUAUGUCCAUAUUUGAAUGCCUUGUGCUGCUUGCUUUCAUGCAGUCUUUACGUUUUAAUUGUAUGAUUUAGGGCUCAAAGGGACUUAGGAAAGUGGGAGUUUGAUUAGAAUCUGGGGACUUGAAAUGCUCUGGACGUGUGCAGCCACUGUAGCUUUGGUGAAGUUGGUAAAAUCUCAGACAACUUUGGAGCAAAAUUAAAUUGCAAACAAAAUAGUGACCCUCUGGUUUCUAUUAUCUUAAUCUGAGCACUGUUUGAUUUACAGCAAAUGAAAUUCCGCAGAAUCCCGCCAAUACUUCAUUUAGACAAACAGCCUUCACAGCAAUGUGUUUAAGGCUGAAUCCUGCAAACACUUACAAAUAUGCUGCAGAAUCUGGCCUUAUUUUAAAAUAUCUUUUCUGUUGUAAUGGUGCCAAGGGCAUUUUUUAAACUUUGUGCAGUACGUUUUUCAUCAUCAGCAAUGCUGUUAACACGCACAAGCAUUCUCCCCCCACUUCUUUGGGGAUUUUUAGUUCACCAGUAUGCAUGAAUCACUAAUGCGCUGGUGUUAGUACUUAAUGCUGCUGAAAAGCAGACCAGAGUGGUCUGUUGUCUGUAAAACUUCACAGCAAUAUAAGCAGCAACUUCCCCAAGUGGUGGAUUUUCCUCUGUCCCAAGACUUUAGAGCAAAGGGCAGGCAAGGUCUCCUAAUCCUGUUCCCUAACAGGAUAAGAAUGAAGAAUUUAUUUUAUGAAUGAAAGCAGUUAAAAUGAUGUUCAUGGGGAGGAGACAUGGAAAAGCCUUCAUGUACUCAAAUACAGUAUAUAAAAAGUACUGUGCAAUCUUCUCCCUUUAGGUCUCAUAGGCAAUCACACAGUCUGAAAUUCUGGCCUCACUGAGUUUUCACAUUGACUUCAGUGAGGGCAGGAUUUCACCUGUGGACUGGAGAAUACUCUGGACUGGCAGUAUGAAAAAGACCUUAUUUUGUAGGUUUCCUUCAAACUGCUGAAACUUCCAGUCUUGCAUAUAGUCCAACCCCUUGUCAACUUUCAGGGCAAACAGCUUCUCUUUUCUGGGUUUGUCCAAAGCCAGUGGAGCGCAUAUUAUUUUGGCAGAAUGGCUUCUACUCAGCUAGUUAGUUAAACAAAUGGCUUUUCCAUUCUUCCUGUCCUCAACUUAAUUUUGUGAUAUAUGCUGAAAUUGCUAUUAUAUGGAAAGCAGCAGUUGUGAAUUUCUCUUAAUACUUUCUAUAACUGGUGAUCUCUCCCUUCUUGUAUUUUCCAAUCUUCAUCCCUUGCUCCCAGUGGUCUGCAUACCAUAGUUUCCCUCUCACCAAUGCUCCCAUCUUCAUUUACUGAGAUGAUAGAAAAUAGUAAAUAAAGUCUAAACCUGGAGCAAAUGACAUUAUCUUAUGCAGCAUCAGAAUCGUAUGACUGAGGUGUCUGUGAAGAGGAUGUACGAAAUACAACACCAGAUGACUUUAUCUUGAGACCCUGCUACAGCUGCUGCUUCUUGGAAAAAAUACCUGUUCAGACUCCAACAGGUUGUCUGUUUUAAUUUUGUCCCUCUCAUUGAAGUUACUUUGUUUUAAAAGAGCCCUUUGAAUUGUUUUGGUUUGUGUGAAGGCUUUACAGAAUCUGAUAGCACUUUUACAAAAUUGGUGCAGGAUUUGGGAUUUCAAAGGGUGCUUCAUUGGAUUCCCAUGAAACAAGUGUUUCAUGUAAUGGUGUUUUAACAAAAUAUAGGAGAAGAUUAUUUUAAACAAAAACACUGUUCAGCUUCCCAAAGCAUACAGGUUAAAAUUAUAAGGGUAUUUUAACUGAAAUGACUGAACGUAUUUCCUUCCCUGCUUACCCAAGACCCAAGUUCAAUGUUCUAAAUUGUUCCUGUAAAAGGUGAGCAUUGCUAACACCUAAAGAAAUACAGGGAACAAAGUUGCAUCCUCUUUAAGCCUCUGUUGACAUCAAGUGCUGCAAGAGAAACUGAGUCCCAAACUGUGGUUAUAGCAGGUAAACAAGGUUUUUUUAAUCCAUUGUACUGCACUAUAAUUUUUUCCCUUUGAUUCAUCAUUUAUUUGACACUAAGUAUGGGAGAAAGAUAACUAUUAAAAGUCAGGCAACAGAUGCAUGAUGCUUCCAUUGCACUGAUUAGAGAAGAGGUACACGUGUCAAUAUUCCACAGACAUUUUACAUGUAAAAUGCUUGGUCUCUCAAAAAUGUUUUAUUUUAAAAAUAUUUUUGCUUAUUAUCUACAAUAUUUUACAUCUUUCAGUAUUGGAAAGAUAUAUGUAUAAACAAAAUAAAAUAAGCCAAACCUUUUAAUCUCAGGUUAAGAAAUGUACAUUGAGAUUAAAAGAAAAUGGUUCUUUCCUACAUGGUCAUUAUGUAAAUAUGUGUCUUGAAGUUUGCUUUUUUGUGGGCAACUGUGUAAAUAUUUCCUGCUAAUUUUUUCAUUCUUUUUUGAUGUAGAGUGUACUUUCAACUUUUUGGAAAUAUUGCAAAGAACAUGUUUAUUUACAUGCAAAUAAAUUUCUUUGGUAAGAA